Messenger RNA from Spodoptera littoralis (African cotton leafworm), 751 nucleotides. The record is from the annotation of a GenBank genome assembly. Lineage: Eukaryota; Metazoa; Arthropoda; Insecta; Lepidoptera; Noctuidae.
UCAAUACUUAGAAGUCGACAACAGCAUCUAAACCAUUCAACAUGAUCGCUUUUAAGACAGCAGCCAUCCUCCUCCUCGCUGCCCUCGCGGCCGCCCGUCCCUCCGAAGACUGGGAGCCAGAAGGUCACUCUCACUCCGAGCACACAAAGCCGUACCAUGUGACGGUGGUGAAGAAGAUUGGAGUACCAGUCCCUCAUCCCGUUGCUGUGUCAGUUCCUCAAUACGUGAAGGUCCCCAUUCCUCAACCCUACCCCGUCCACGUCACAGUGGAACAGCCUAUCCAUGUGCCAGUAUACAAGGUCGUGCCCCAAAUUGUCGAGAAGCCCGUCCCUUACACCGUAGAGAAGCCCGUCCCCUAUGAGGUCGAGAAGCCCUACCCCGUUGAGGUCGAAAAGAAGGUCGAGGUCCCCAUCCCCAAGCCUUACCCCGUCCACGUACCUGUCUACAAACACAUCUACCACCACAAGGGAGGCCACAAGCACUAAAUAAAAAAACAAAUUAGGGGUAAAAGAGGUUCUAUAGCUUAUUUUUAUAAGCGGGGUUGCCAGUUGUAAAUACAAAUUUUGUAGAUCUGAUGGAGAUGUAAUUCCAUCAGUGUUGACUUAUGUGAUAUUUAUUUGUUGUGUGCAUACAAAUAUUGUUGUUGUUUGUGCUGUUGAUCGCGUUUUUGUUGACUAUUGUGUAAUUGUUGUUGAUUAUUUUGUAAUUUUAAGUGUUGUAUAAUAUAUAGAAAAAGAAAGAUUUUACACUA